This is a messenger RNA of Rhododendron vialii, 2849 nucleotides long. Its product is annotated as O-fucosyltransferase 2. The transcript has 10 exons. The record is from RefSeq and is a predicted model, not a curated record. NCBI's taxonomy places the organism in Eukaryota, Viridiplantae, Streptophyta, Magnoliopsida, Ericales, Ericaceae. Bases 136 to 2085 code for a protein of 649 amino acids.
UACCUCCUCGUACAGAAAGUGCCCUCGUCACACCCCAACCCAAGAUGUAGCCGAAGGGUAUAUAGCUCAUACAGAACGCGCCCUCGUCACAUAAUCCAUACACAACUGCACAUCCAAUAAAUGCAGUCGUAACUUAUGGCCUCUAUAGGGAUCUCAAUCGAACCCACCGCCAGAAAGAAAGAGGAAAAACAAGGUGAUGGAGUUGGAGCAGAGGCUAGGGCUCCGGAUCAGCCCAAUGGACGCGCGCGUUCCUUCCACUCGCGGCCCCUUUCCACCGCCAACACCCCCCGGAGCCGGCAAAGCUCGCCGAGGAACCCCAUCGGAUCGUCGUCCUCUUAUGCCCCCUCCAAUUCGUUUCGAUUCGGAGUCAUGGAGCGGUUAGGGCUUGUUUCGGGGUCGAAACAGCGUAAGAGGAGAUUGGGGAAGGUGUGGUACAGGAAGCGGGCGAAGGGCGUGGCGGUGGGUGCGGUGGGGUUGUUGGCUUGUUUUCUGGUUGUGAAUUGGUGGAUGCUUUCGCGGAUUCAGGACUCGAAUCAUGGGUUUAGAUACGGGUUCUUGAGAGCUAAUUCGUCUACGUUGUCGAUUCGGGAAGAAUUGAUAAAGCUUGGCAAAGUGAAGAGGCCACAGAAGACCAUUUAUGCAAAACUGUUGGCUAAGGCUGUGCAUGCAUUGGCAGAGGGCCAGAAUAAACCUGAGCCGAGAGAAUUAUGGGUGGAGCCAUAUCUCCUUGCUUCUACAUGGCGACCUUGUGCUGACCAGCGUAACUGGGAACCAAGCGGAGGAGACAAUGGAUACAUCAUGGUUAGUGCAAAUGGUGGGAUAAACCAGCAGCGAGUAGCUGUCUGCAAUGCUGUUGCUGUCACUCGUUUGCUAAAUGCAACUCUUGUUGUUCCGAAAUUUUUGUACAGUAGUGUCUGGAGAGAUCCAAGUCAAUUCGGCGAUAUCUAUCAGGAAGAGCAUUUUAGCAACUACCUAAAGCCUGAUAUUCGCAUUGUGAAGGAACUUCCUCAGGAGCUACAGUCAUUAGAUCUGGAGGCCAUUGGUAGUGUGGUGACAGAUGCCGAAAUCAUGAAAGAAGCCAAGCCAAGCUUUUACUUGAAACACAUUCUUCCCAUCUUACAUAGGAACCGAGUUGUUCAUUUUGUUGGAUACGGAAACCGUCUGUCAUCGGACCCAAUACCAUUUCAGUUGCAGAGGCUCCGGUGCAGAUGUAAUUUUCAUGCACUGAAGUUUGUUCCCAAAAUACAAGAAGCUGGUGCUUUACUUCUCAAAAGGAUGCGUCAAAAUGGAAGAAACCUCGGGCCGUUGGAUCAUUAUCUUGUUGGUCCAUUUUCAGAAACAAAAUUGAAGAGGAAAAAAGGUCGUUCCACGAAGGGUUCCAAAUUCUUAGCUUUACACCUGAGGUUUGAAAUUGACAUGGUAGCUCAUUCUUUGUGUGAGUUUGGUGGGGGAGACGACGAAAGACGAGAACUGGAAUCAUAUCGUGAGAUCCAUUUCCCUGCAUUGACGCAGCUAAAGAAGACCGCAAAGUUACAAUCUCCAGCAACACUUAGGGCUGAAGGCUUAUGUCCUCUAAUGCCUGAAGAAACAGUUCUUAUGCUUGCUGCCCUUGGUUUCAACCGGAAGACACACAUGUUUCUAGCUGGUGCACAUAUUUAUGGAGGGAAGUCACGGUUGGCUGUCUUGACCAGCUUGUAUCCUAAUUUAGUUACUAAAGAGAGCUUGCUUUCCUCUUCUGAAAUUCAACCAUUCAUGAAUUUCUCGUCUCAGUUAGCUGCACUGGACUUCAUUGUCGGCACAGCUGCCGAUGCGUUUGCUAUGACAGACUCGGGGAGUCAGUUGUCAUCGUUGGUGUCCGGAUACAGAGUAUAUUAUGGUGGCGGAAAAAUGCCAACCAUAAGGCCAAACAAACGCCGACUUGCUGACAUCUUCUUGAAGAACAACACAAUUGAGUGGAAAAUUUUCGAAGGAAGAGUACAGAAAGCAGUGAGACAAACUAAACGGGUCCGAGCACGACCUGUGGGCCGCAGUGUGUACAGGUAUCCACGGUGCAAGGAAUGCAUGUGCAGUACCGAGGAGGAAUGACCCAUUUGAGGUGUUGUUUAAUUAUUUUUGUACCAUUCUUUAUUGUUUCAUCACUGUAGCCAAUCACAUGGAACAUUCAUUACCGAGAUAGGUUCAGAUUAAAUUAGAAAAUAUAGGAUUCUCAAAUAGGUUCAAGUUAGGGUCUGGAGAGACCAGAGAGUUCUAGAGAGAGAGAGAGAGGUGAGCGGUGGGUUUCUCCCUGUAAUCUUCUCUUCCUUCCUCUCUUCCUCUCAGUCCCCUACCAUCCGGCUCUCGCUCCUCUCUUCUCCUCUCCUCUAUCCCCUCCCCUCUAUCCAUGGUUGUGAGAUGAUUGAGACUGUCUCUUUAGAGAGGGAACAUCUCCCACCCUCCCCAUCAUUUUUGGGCAUUGGAGUCCUAGGAGUUCUGAGUUUGGUACUAGCUCUUGCAUGGAGACCCUGGUCUGUUUAUUUCAGGCGGCUUCUUGAGCUCUCUAACAGUGACGAUGAAGGUGUCUUAAGGCAGAUCCAUUGACGAUCUUUCGGUGGGAGUAAGAUCCGGUGACGAUCCUCCAUCCACCCACCUUCAUGAGUAGCGGAGUAUUGGGUCCGACAUCAGUGUUGAGCGGCUUUUUCGUUUUGUUUUGUCGUAUUUUUUUUUUCUUUACUUUGUUUAACUGGGAUCAUCUUUUGCUUAAAAAAAAGGUUUAAGUUAAUGAGAAAAAUAGGUUUCUGAUUAUUUUUUUUUCCUUAUUCAAUGAAAGCAGAUUAUUCGAACUAUUGAAAGCAUUUGCAUCUCUUCUCCCU